Molecule: messenger RNA, 1573 nt
Organism: Misgurnus anguillicaudatus (oriental weatherfish)
Lineage: Eukaryota; Metazoa; Chordata; Actinopteri; Cypriniformes; Cobitidae
Source: RefSeq, a predicted model, not a curated record
GAGAGAGAGAGAGAGAGAGAGAGAGACGCGGCUCUUGAGGCGGGUUAUAACAACUUUCUCUCAGCUGUGCGAGAAACAUUUGGUGUUUGAUCCGUCGACAAACGAGAUCUGGACCACGAACAGUAACAAGGAAAAGUGAUAUUUCACAAAUCUUUCAGUUUAGCUGAAGUCUGUGAGCACCACCCUGUCAGGAUGUUGAACGAAGAAGACAUGGAUUAUGGAAAUGCCACAUAUGAAUACUUGGAAUAUGGUGUGGAAGAACCCAAAUCAGAAGGGUACAGUCAACGAGAAGGUCUUCACAUUGCAUCGGUGAUCAUCUACAGUCUGGCCUUUACUCUGGGUCUCAUUGGGAAUGGAUUGGUUAUCUGGGUGACCGCCUUCAAAAGCAAGAGGACCGUGAACAGCGUUUGGCUGCAGAAUCUGGCCAUAGCCGACUUUGUGUUCGUGCUUUUUCUGCCGUUCUCUAUCGACUAUGUGCUGCGAGACUUUCAUUGGCUCUUUGGGAAGACCAUGUGCAAGCUGAACUCGUUCAUCUGCACAAUGAACAUGUACGCCAGCGUGCUUUUUCUCACCGUCCUCAGUUUGGAUCGCUACAUCUCGCUGGUCCACGCGAGCUGGUCGGACAAGUUCCGCACCCUCCGUCGGGCCUGGUGGGCGUGCGCGCUGAUUUGGAUGGUGUCGUGCUGCUUAAGCUGUCCGGCUCUGAUAUUCCGGGAUACGAUCUUACAUAACGGAAAAACCGUAUGUUUCAAUAACUUUCACGAUACGAACGGGCACAUCGUGGCGAUGAGACACAUCGCCAUGGUAUCUCUGCGUACGGCUGUCGGUUUCCUUCUUCCGUUCGCCACCAUCACCGUUAGCGGCGUGCUGCUGGCCUGUAAGAUGCGCCGGUCCAAUUCGGUGCGCUUCUCCAGUUUCUCACGAACCGUCUCUGCUGUGAUUCUGGCGUUUUUCCUCUGUUGGGUCCCGUUUCACACCUUCAGCCUGAUGGAACUGAGCAUGCACCACACCAGCUCCCUGCACUCGGUACUAAGGGUGGGUUUUCCCCUUGCCACCAGCCUGGCCUUCUUCAACAGCUGUGUCAACCCCAUCCUCUAUGUGCUGCUAACCAAGAAGGUUCGAAAGCUUAUCCAGAGGUCGUGUCUAACCUUCACUAAGACCUCGCUGAGAGAACUCAGUCAGUCAUUUUCUGCUACAGAGGUCGACUUGUCGCCGCCCAGCUGUUCACCUGACGAACUCUCUGCAAACUCAUCAGUCUGACAGAAUUACAUGUGUCACUUUAAACUUAACUGGAAUAACUUUUCAUUGGUUAAGGGGGACGCAGGUUUUGUAAUGUACUAUUCUUCACACAAUACAUACACCAAAUUUGAUCUGUUUUAUAUGUAUUACAUUCAUAAAUAAAAUAUCCUCUAAACUUUUAUAAGGGAAUAAAUGUACUUCACACUUUACAAAUGUCAAAAUAUUUCUACAGCAGACGAACAAUAUAUUAUCUUUAUUUUAAACAAAAGUUUAUUUACUUGCUUUGUCACUUGCAUAUAAAUUAAAAUAAUAAAGGUAGUAGUAAUACUGUAAA